Molecule: messenger RNA, 3412 nt
Organism: Pungitius pungitius (ninespine stickleback)
Lineage: Eukaryota; Metazoa; Chordata; Actinopteri; Perciformes; Gasterosteidae
Gene: golim4a
Product: golgi integral membrane protein 4a
Exons: 16
Coding region: 243-2363 (706 amino acids)
Cellular component (GO): Golgi apparatus; Golgi membrane
Source: RefSeq, a predicted model, not a curated record
UGGAUGUAGCUGUGCUAAAACAAUGUCUACGUCCGCCACAAUCCGCAUUCUAAAUCGUUUUUGGUGUUUGGAAAUGCUCGGCGAGUGAGAGGAGGAGGAGGAGGUGGGGUUCUUCGUGUCUGCACCCGGGAGGUAAAAAAGGCUGUUUCGGAAGUUUCCACCAGCAGACGUAGGAGUGCGUGCGUGCGUGCGUGCGUGCGCGCGCGUGUGUGUGUGUGAGGGUGGGGGGGCGCGGGUCCAACAUGGGGAGCUCGGUGUGCUCCAGGAGGCAGCGCAGGAUCUUCCAGUGUCUCCUGCUGCUCACCGUGGUCUGCGGGAUGAUCUACGGGGGGAUGAUCUCCUACGAGAUGCACAAACAGCUCAAGAGGACCGAGGCGACGGCCCUGAAGUACCAGCAACACCAAGAGUCCCUCUCGGCUCAGCUGCAAGUGGUGUACGAGCACCGCUCCAGGUUAGAGAAGUCUCUCCAGAAGGAGAGGUUGGAGCACAAAAAGGCCAAAGAAGAUUAUCAGGUUUACAAACUUGAUACACAACAGUCACUGAACAAGGAGAAGCAAGACUCCAGCAACAGGUUCAGCUCCCUACAAGUGCAACAUCAGGUGCUAAAGAACCAGCACGAGGACCUGAAGAAGCAGUUUUAUGAUCUGCAGGAGCAGCACCAAGUCCAGAGCGAGGACCACAACCGGCUGCUCGACGAACACAAAGAGCACUACGAGAAAGUGCAGCAGGGCAAAGAGGCGGAAAUCUCCCACCUCAAAGAUAAUGUAUACAACCUGAGAGAGGAAAAUAAGCAGCUGAGGAAAGCCCACCAUGACAUUCACAUACAGCUGCAGGACGAGCACGUUCAGCAUCAGGACCUGAAGACGUCCCACAGCCAGCUCGCACUGACACUGGAAGACCACAAGAGUGCGCUGGCUGCAGCUCAGGCGCAGUUGGAGGAAUACAAGAAGAUGAGGGAGUCCCUGAACAGGGCGCCAAAUCUGAGACCGCCAGAACAAAACCCCGCCCCCCAGCGGCCACAAGCAGCCGCCACAGCACCAGAGUCCCAUAUUCACGAAGCCCAAAAGGCCACAAACCUGGAACAUGCGCAAGAGAACGAUCCUCGGCUCCACCAUGACACGGAGUCCAGGUUGGCCCAUCAAGAGGAGGUGAUGCCUGCCGAGGACGAGAGCAAGACCCACCCCACCGCAUCCCAGCAGACUGUGUCCGACCGCGAGGAGGAGGGCGAGGCUGAGAGGAGGAGGGAGCUGGCAGAGGAGGAGAUGGCUCAAGCAGGACAGCCUCAGAAGCUGGAGGAGGAUCCGGACCAACCGCAGGACGAACGGCAGGAGGAGGAAGAGGAGGAGGAGGAAGAACCGGAACAGCCGGAUGAGAACGCACUGGACCGACAGAGACGCCAGCCCCAACCGGGCCCCCACCCGGGGGAGCAGGAGCCGGACGCCCAGGUGGAGCGGGUGAAGUCGGCCUACGAGCAGCAGCAGGAGCAGCAGCGGCUGGAGGCUCAGAGGUCCGAGGAGCGCAGGCAGAUGCAGGUGCACCAGGAGGCCCUGAAGGUCCAGAGGGACAAGGUGGUGAAGGAGAGGGAGCAGAGGCUGAGGCAAGAAGAGGAGCGGGAGCAGCAGCAGCACCGCGAGGCCGACCGGCGGGAGCAGCUGCUGAGAGACGAGCACCAAAGGAAAAGGGCCGAGUAUGAGAAUAUGGACAAUGAUAUUGUUCAAGGAGAAGAGGACCGGCACGCUGGCGAUGAAGAAGACGCUCACGUGAUGGAGGAGGAGAAUCAAGAGGAGGAUCACAGAGUGCCGCCACACAAGCAGGGGGCUGGAGAGCUGGACCCUGAGGACGACCCCAACAACCAGGGAGAGGACGAGUUUGAGGAGGCCGAGGACGAUCGGCCGCAGCACAGGGUCGCACAGGUGGAGAAGGAGGAGGAGGAGGAGGAGGAGCCGGUGGAGGAGGAGGAAGAGGAGCCGGUGGCACCAGCCCAGCACAAAGACGCCCACUCAAGGCCCGAACGACCUGCCGUGGAGGAGGAACUAGUGAUGGCCGGAAACCCCGAUCAGCAAGAAGACACGCUGGAUGACCAGUACCAGGAGGGAGGAGAGGACGACGUCCAGGAGGACAUAGCCGCUGGACAAAGGAGAGAGAAGGAGGAGGAGGAGGUGGUGGAGGAAGGAGAGGAUCCCUAUAACGAGGAGAUUAUAGAACAGGCCGACGUAAAAACGCAGGAGGGUCCGAGACAGGAGCCCCGUCACAACAACGAGGCAGAGAACAACCAGGAAGAGAACUACGAAGAGGAAGACGAGGAGAUGGAGGCGGACGAGGCGGGUCGAGACAAGGGAACCAACCGGAGGGCGGAGAUGUAGGACGGACGCGGACCGCGACCAUUCGCGGUGCGUUUGGUCGCGUCUUUCUUUCCCUGGUUUCCCCUGAAGGAAUAAAACCAGCCAUCCUUUCAGAAUUCCAGUCAGGAAAAUUGGGAUUUUAUUUCCAGAAGAUAGGAUGCCUUUGCGAACCCUGUGGGGAGGGAACAGAGUCUCUUUCGCUGCGGAAACGGACAGAAUUUGUCGGGCGGAUGUGUACUGUAUUUUUUUUUUCUCCGUUUGUUCACAUGCAUUUCUGUCUACCUGAUUGCCUGGUUCAGUUUUUUAUUUUUAUUUUUUAAGAGCAGUAAGACAGAGAAUGUUUUUCUACCAUUUCAGUGUGUGUGUGUGUGUGUGUGUGUGUGUAAGGAAAGCAAAGAUAAGUUAUGUUAUUCUGAUCUCCUCAUGUUCAGGCCUUUUUAUAUGUAUGCAAUAUAUGUUGCAUCUUUAUGCAAACAGCUGUAUACUUUAUAGAGCUCAACUUUUAAUCUUGCAUUCCAAUCGAUCCAGUCGUUUCUGUUAUUUAUUUUGACAAUCGUAAGGAAAAAAGAAACGCAGCUCAUUUUUCUUUUUCCCCCGACUGAACUAGUUUGUGUCAUCACGGCUUUUACCGGCUAUCUGAAGCAAUCAUGGGAGUAAUUUCACUGGAUGUCGCCAGUCAAAGAGACGUUUCUGGUGAAGCCGUCGUGUGCUGAAAGUGUCACACUGACCCUUGCUUUUCUGUUCUUGGAAACACAAUAUAGCUCUUGGUCAUUUUACAUUGGGGGGAAAAAAACAUUUUUAAUAGGACAGGAGAGAUGAGGGUGUGCAAGUUGCAUCAGCGUAGCCUUAAAUAGAGGUUUAAUGUCGACUGCUGUUGUGAACACAACUCACAAAUAUAAUGCGGUUUCCUGCCAAAUCUUUUUUCUACUGUGCAAUGUAUAGCAAAGAAAAUACUGACUAAGUUUUCAAUUUUCCCACUAGUUAUAUUUGAUACAUAAAGUGGGAUUUUGAUUGCAUUAAACCUCGAGUGCCAGCUAAAUGGAGUCUGUGGAAUAAAGAUGUCAAAGGAU